GCUAUCUGACGCUGUCCUCUCUCUCCUCUUCGGAAUCUUCCCUUUUUCCACAGAAAACAUGCAGGGAGGAGAGGAGGAGGAGAAAAGAAGAAACUCGUCGGAGGCGACAAGAGAGAGAGGAAGCAGAGAAAGUUAGAGGAGCGAGAGGAGAGGGGUCGAGCAGAUGGGAGGAAGGAAGGAAAGGAUCUCUCUGCGGGCUCAAGUGCGCGAUUAAAGGAUUGUGCGUAAAUAAACAAAUGAAUCAAAGCCUAUAAUACAAUUUUUUUUAAAAAAGGGGGAGUUGUAUGCGCGCCACCGCGUUGCGUGGACGCGGACAAGACAGCGCGCUGAAACAAGUCCUGUGUGUUCUCUCUGGAUUUUACUCCUCAUGUUCCUCAAAGUCUCGCUGCUGUGUAGUAACUUUUUAGUUUGAAAAUCUCCCCCCCCUCACCCCCCCCCCCCUCGUCCUGUCGGUUCACUCUCUCCCCGGAAAAGAAGCUCCGGGGUGGAAGUUGGAGGAAGGAAGCGCGGUUUUUUGUUCCUUCCGAGGAGUCCAGCUCGCUUUAGCCGGGGUUUAGGCGUUGGCAACCGGCAGGGAAUACCUUGCCAUGGCCGGGGCCAAGCCGGGAGUCCACGCGCUGCAACUCAAGCCCAUGUCCGUCCACGAAGCACUGAAGAAGGGGGGGAAGUUCAUCAAAUGGGACGAGGAGCCAAACAGCGGCCCCCCCACCCUGGUGACCCUGAAAGUUGACCCCGAUGGAUUCUUCCUCUACUGGACUGGAGGCUCCAACCUGGAGGUGGAGACUCUGGACAUCAACACCAUCAGGGACACCAGGACAGGAAAAUACGCCAAACUACCAAAGGACGCCAAGCUGCGGGACGUGCUCGGCUUCGUUAAGGGGGAGAGCGUCGAGAGGAAGCUGGUAACCGUCGUCUAUGGCAAUGACCUGGUCAACAUCUCUUACCUGAACUUCCAGGCCAUGCAGGAAGAUACAGCCAAGAUUUGGACAGAUGAGCUCUUCACCUUGGCCACAAACAUACUUUCCCAGAACGCAUCGCGGAACACCUUCCUGCACAAAGCGUACACUAAGUUAAAGCUGCAGGUGAAUCAGGAUGGGAAGAUUCCUGUGAAGAAUAUCCUCAAGAUGUUCUCAGAUAAAAAGAGAGUGGAGACGGCUCUGGAGCAGUGUGGCCUCGUCAAUAACAAGCAGACCGAGGGAAUCAAGCCAGAUGAUUUCACGUGGGACGCCUUCCAGAAGUUUCUUGAAAGCCUUUGUCUCCGGCCUGAGAUACAAAGCAUCUUUGAGGAAAGUGGCUCCAAGAGGAAGCCGUUCAUCUCUUUGGACCAGUUGAUAGAAUUCAUUAACCACAGGCAGCGAGACUCCCGACUGAACGAGGUGCUGUACCCCCCCCUGAAGAGAGAGCAGGUCCGACAGAUCAUGGAGGAAUACGAGACCAACGUCAGCCAGCUGGAGAGAGAUCAGAUCAGUUUGCAGGCCUUCACUCGGUAUCUGGGAGGAGAAGAAAACAGCAUCGUUCCUCCAGAGAGGCUGGAUAUCAUCGACGACAUGAAUCAGCCUCUGUCUCACUACUUCAUCAACUCAUCACACAACACAUACCUCACAGUGGGUCAGCUGACCGGCCUCUCCUCGGUGGAGAUGUACCGCCAGGUGCUGCUGACCGGCUGCCGCUGCAUCGAGCUGGACUGCUGGAAGGGCCGGCCGCAGGACGAGGAGCCCUACAUCACCCACGGCUUCACCAUGACCACUGAGAUCCCCUUUAAGGAGGUGAUCGAGGCGAUAGCAGAGAGUGCUUUCAAGACGUCGGCGUACCCCCUCAUCCUGUCCUUUGAAAACCACGUAGAUUCGGCUAAGCAGCAGGCCAAGAUGGCAGAGUACUGCAGGACCAUCUUUGGAGACGCCCUGCUCAUCGAUCCACUGGAGAAAUAUCCGCUGGACCCUGGUCAGCCGCUCCCCACCCCACAGGAGUUGCUGGGGAGGAUUCUCAUCAAAAACAAGAAGAAGCACCAGCACCACCGACCCUCGAGUAGCGGCAGCAUACGGCGCAGAGAGCUGGAGGAGCAACCGUCGCACAACAACGAAGGCCCACUGACAGAUGGCGAGGGAAGCCAGCUGCUGACUAACGGAGAGGAGAAGCUAGCUGAGAGGAUGGUCAAAGACUCUGAGCCACGCAAAUCCCUUGGGGGUGAGGGAGAAAGCGAGGAGGAUGAGGAGGACGAACCGGUGACAGACCAGAAGAAGCCCAACUCUGACGAGGGUACAGCCAGCAGUGAGGUGAACGCCACAGAGGAGAUGUCCACUCUUGUCAACUACAUCGAGCCUGUCAAAUUCAAGAGCUUUGAGGUGGCAAACAAGAGAAGAAAGUACUUUGAAAUGUCCUCAUUGGUGGAAACAAAAGGCAUGGACAUCCUGAAGGCUUCCCCCAUCAAGUUUGUAGAGUACAAUAAGAACCAGCUGAGCAGAAUCUACCCUAAAGGAACGAGGGUGGACAGCUCCAACUACAUGCCGCAGCUCUUCUGGAACGUCGGCUGCCAGAUGGUGGCGCUAAACUUCCAGACCCUCGACCUCCCUAUGCAGCUGAACAUGGGUGUGUUUGAGUACAACGGCCACAGCGGAUACCUGCUGAAACCUGAGUUCAUGAGAAGGACGGACAAACAGUUUGACCCUUUCACAGAAAACAUAGUGGAUGGGAUAGUCGCUAAUACUGUUAAAAUUAGGGUGAUCUCAGGGCAGUUUCUGACUGAUAAAAAGGUGGGCGUGUAUGUGGAAGUGGACAUAUUUGGACUUCCUGCUGAUACAAAGAGGAAGUACAGAACCAAAACAUCCAAUGGGAACUCUCUGGACCCCGUGUGGGACGAUGACAUGUUUGUGUUUAAUAAGGUGGUCCUCCCCACACUGGCCUCUCUGAGGAUAGCGGUGUUUGAAGAAAAUGGAAAGUUUAUUGGACAUCGAAUCCUCCCUGUGUCAGCCAUAAGACCUGGCUACCACUACAUUAAUCUGAAGAGUGAGCUGAACCAGCCGCUCAUCCUGCCCUCUCUGCUGGUCUACACUGAGGCUCAGGACUACAUCCCCAAUGAACACCAGGAGUAUGCAGAGGCUCUGACCAACCCCAUUAAGCACAUCAGUCAGUUACACAAGAGGGAGACUCAGCUGGCUGUUCUCAUAGAGGACAACAGUGAGCAUAUUCCCAACCAGCCCAAAGAGCACGAGAGCAAGGGGGAGUGGGAGGUCUUUCAGGGACCCUCCCCCUCCCCCAACCUUCCCCCCUGCCUACCGGUCGAAGCCCCUGACAUCAUCAAACCUCAUGCACAGGUAGUACAAAGUCCAAAGGAGGACCUCAUAGCCACUGUCCUGGCAGACAUCCAGGUCCAGUCUAUAGAGGAGCUGAAGCAGCAGAAGGGCUACUUGAAGCUCCAAAAGAAACAAAGCAAAGAACUCAAAGAGAUCCGAAAGAAGCACCUCAAAAAGGUGUGGAAUCUGAGUAAGGAGCAGAAGAGUCGGAGCAGCCAGCUUCAGUCUGACACCCAGAGGAGACGCAGUCAGAUGGAGAAACACCUCAAACGGAGCAUCAGGAAGAAUGAGCCCAAUGAGCCGGUGCAGCGCGAGCUAACCGCUUUGGAUCAGGAGCUGGAGAAGCAGUCGGUCCAGCUGAGGGAGUGGCAGAUGCAAGAACUCCUUAAACUCCGACAGCAGCUUCACCUACCGGAGCGGGAAAAGCAGCAAACACACCUGCAGGAGGCCUUCAAGAAGUUAAAGGAGACGGCCAAUGAAUGCCAAGCAGCUCAGCUGAAGAAGCUCAAGGAGACAUGCGAGAAGGAGAAGAAAGAGCUCCAGAGGAUCAUGGACAGGAAGCGACAGAACAGCAUCAGCGACGCCAAGACCCGCGACAAAGACAAGGCAGAAACGGAAUUGAAUGAGAUCAACAGGAAACAUAUUCAGGAUUCUGUCUCUUUAAUCGGCGGGCUGGAGGCGGCUCAGACCAGGAGGCAGGACAAGCUGAUGCUGAGGCACCGGGAGAUGCUGCAACACAUAGAUGAUGAACUUCCUCUGCUCCAGUCUCAGUUGGAGAGGGAUCUGGACCAGGAGUAUGAGCGCCUGCAGGAGGAGAUCUGCCAGCACCUCCAGGUGGAGCUGCACAACAAAGGGCUGAGGACAGACGCCCUGUACUCGCCCUUUUCAAACCAGGGCAGCCCCAGGUCGGGCCCCCCCUCCAACUGCUCCACGCCCGACCGCUGCCCCUGGAACAGGAGCAUGGACAAUAGCACCGCCUCAUUGGCUGAUUCCACUUCCUCGUCCACUCCUGUCCUAUCAGAGGCGGAGAUGUCGUUCAGUUAAAACUAUUACUUGUAAAAAGAAAAUGCUUACAUUCAACUGGGGUCUAUAAUGAUUAUAAUGUGGGAUAGUAGUGAUAUUAAUUAUUUACUAAUUUUAUUCCUUUUUUUAUUACAGACUGCUAUGUUCGUGUCUACAGAGCUAUAUAAUUUUUUAUUUUGCUGCUUUUGUCAGAUGCACAUGCCUUUUUGUUGGAAGAUUUCAUUAGAAUCAUUACUUUUUUUACUUUUCGGUCUAUGUCUUGCUUUUAAUGUCAUAUCGUCUGAUGCCUUAUUUUUAGCAUCAUUUAAAUUGUCUGGUCAGUAAGCUUUACUGUAGUUAGAAACCAGCUUUACAUUCACAUUUUAUUCACUUUGAAAGCUUUAAACUGUGCAGAGAGAAGAGCAGGAUUUGAAAACGGAUGACUUUGUUGAGGGAAACCUUUUAGAAUAAAUACAGCUAACCCAAGCAAUUAAUGGUAAUAUGAUGUUAGUAGAUUCAUAAUGGUCUUAUUCCCUAGAAAUAGAUGAGGAACUAUUUAAAACAAAGCCUAUGGAGUUCUUUAAGUACUACAUAACAUUUUUUUUAAACAACGCUGAGAGAUCAUUUUCCAGAGUAAAAGAGGGCAACAUUUUAACAAAAGGGUUUAAAAGUUUAGUUUUUAACUGUAAUGGCAGGAGCUGACCAGCUAGGGGAGCUGCAGCGUUGGCUAUUUAUUUUAACGCCUUUCAUUCAUGGAGCGUGAUCAUCCUAUUACACUGUACCCUGACACACACACACACAUCUGUCGCAGCAUCAUUGUUUAGCAUCAAGUCUCUGACCUCUAACCUCCAAACUGAAUCCAGACAAGGUUGAAUGGGAGGUUGGCAGAGGUCAGCAGACAUCCAUCCAUCUGUCUAGAUACGAGUGUGUUUGUUUGAGAGAGAGAAUAGGGAGGGCUUGAGUGAUGUAACACUACACACACUACACACACACACACACACACACACACACACACACACGCAUGACACUGUAUUUUGUAAUGAGGCGUCUAUAAAAAUGCAGUGGGACACACUCGGAGUUAAUUGGUUCAGUGGCCAAAAGCCUUUAAAAUCCUCAUCCCAUCCAAUCUAUCCCGUUUGAAAAACAAGACACAAUCCCAUAACUUUACAAAUAUGGCCGAAACUUUUCAAGGGUAUUUGAAAGUGUGUGUAUGUGCAUUCAGAACUUAGUCCCUUGAUGUGACAUCUGCUCUAUCCUAGUAUGCUUUAAAAGCAUCAGUACUGUAGGAGGCACUCUUCAGAUGAGGAUAUAAAGCUGCAUCAUGACGUUUUAAUGUAAAAAUGCGCCUGUAUUUGAGGUCUGAAUCACCAAAUGAGGGUGGUCUUUUGCGUUCUUAUUGCAGAUCUGCUCAAUAUACCAAAUUGUUUAAUUGUUCUAUAAUGUGGUAAGAAGCCCCAGCUCUUUGCUUUAACUUCACUGAAGCCUCAAAAUUCAGAGCGUGACCUCUUAACAUAUCAUUUUAUAGGUAACAGUCGUUCACCUCCAGAGUGACAUAGGAAGAGCUUGUGUUAUAUUUUAUUUAAGGGUGAAUAUGUCUUAAAAUGAUCCCACACAGCUCCCCCAGUUUGUUCAUUUAAGCCAAAUAUUGAAUGUAGGAUUGUAUAGUGCACAAACGGUACUUUAAAAGUUUCCUCUAUCUUUAUUUCAGCCAUUUUUGAAGACUAUUUUUUUGUUCUUGUAUACCACUCUGUUUAGUUGUCUUGUCUGCUUUGAGGGUAUAAUGAUGGCACUCUAUGUACAUGUAUUCCAUGUAAAUGUUUAGUUUUAUGUGAAUUUGACUACUGACCACAAGUGCUGAAGAGGGAUGAAGGUCAGGGAAGGCUAAGGGAAGAAUAUCAUUUCUGCUUUUUCUCAAAGAUAGAUUGUUUUUGGGUGAGAUUCCUGUCCUCCAUCCUUCAGCGAGCACUGGCUGCCUGUCUAUCUGUCUACCCCCCCCCCCCCCACACAAACGUCUUUGUAAA
Messenger RNA from Gymnodraco acuticeps, 6313 nucleotides. RefSeq names its product phospholipase C, beta 3 (phosphatidylinositol-specific) (gene plcb3). Gene Ontology annotation, molecular function: calcium ion binding; calmodulin binding; phosphatidylinositol-4,5-bisphosphate phospholipase C activity. Gene Ontology annotation, biological process: phosphatidylinositol-mediated signaling; lipid catabolic process. Bases 588 to 4334 code for a protein of 1248 amino acids. Lineage: Eukaryota; Metazoa; Chordata; Actinopteri; Perciformes; Bathydraconidae. The transcript has 34 exons. The record is from RefSeq and is a predicted model, not a curated record.